This is a messenger RNA of Micromonas pusilla CCMP1545, 2148 nucleotides long. RefSeq names its product protein-synthesizing GTPase. Gene Ontology annotation, biological process: positive regulation of translation. Gene Ontology annotation, molecular function: mitochondrial ribosome binding; GTPase activity; GTP binding. The record is from RefSeq and is a predicted model, not a curated record. Lineage: Eukaryota; Viridiplantae; Chlorophyta; Mamiellophyceae; Mamiellales; Mamiellaceae. Gene Ontology annotation, cellular component: mitochondrion. Bases 1 to 2148 code for a protein of 715 amino acids. The transcript has 6 exons.
AUGCUUCGAGACCGCGCGAUCCACGGCACGGCGUCCUCGCGCGCGGAGCCCAUCCCGGAAGAGCGCGGCGCGACGACCGCGAAGGGCGCGCGGCGCGACGCGCAGCCGCGCGCGACCACGACGCUGACCGAGCGCGAGAUCCUCGCCGCGCAGAAGGACCCCUCGGAGUACCUCGCCGUGCCGUCGCAUCGGAUCCGCAAUUUCUCAAUCAUCGCGCACGUCGACCACGGCAAGUCGACGCUCGCGGAUCGAUUCCUCGAGAUGACGCGCGCGAUCCCCGCGGGGGGGAGGAAGCAGUACCUCGAUCGGCUCCCCGUGGAGCGCGCGCGCGGGAUCACGGUCAAGGCGCAGGGGGUGUCGUUGCUUCAUCGCGACGAGCGAGAGGAGAGCGAAUCGUUCGGGCAGACGUUUCUGUUGAACCUCGUGGACACCCCGGGGCACGCGGAUUUCAGCUUCGAGGUUUCGCGGUCGCUCGCCGCGUGCGACGGCGCGCUUCUGCUCGUGGACGCGACGCAGGGGGUGCAAGCGCAGACGAUCGCGACGUUUUACCUCGCGCUCGAGGCGGGGUUGGAGAUCGUUCCGGCGGCGAAUAAGGCGCGUCGUGUGGACAUGGACAACGCGGACGUGGACGGCGUCAAGGAACAGAUGCUGAGCGCGUUCGGGAUCGACCCCGACGACGUCCUGCCGAUCAGCGCGAAGACCGGGAUGGGGUGCGCGGACGUCCUGAGCGCGGUCGUCGACGCGGUGCCGCCGCCACGCGGCGGCGCGGGAUUGGCGGAGAGAAACGACGACGCGUCCCGAUUGGCCGACGCGGACGCGGACAGGUCGGACGCGCCGCUGCGCGCGCUGCUGUUGGACUGUCACUACGAUCCGUACCGCGGCGCCGUGAGCGUCGUGCAGAUCGAGGACGGGACGAUACGCAUGGGGGACAGCGUCGCGGGGAUGGCACAGGGGGGGAGAGGCAGCGAAGUCCUCGAGCUCGGCAUGAUGACGCCGGAGCCUCUGAAGAUGCCGGAACUCAGAGCCGGGCACGUGGGGUACGUCAUCACCGGCUCCAGGGACGUCAAGUCCGCGAUCGUGGGGGACACGCUGUAUAAACCCUCGGACGAGUCGCCCGCGAAGGGCGGGGGCGGUUUGGGUAAAAAAAUAGCCCCGCUUCCUGGAUUCCGCGCGGCGAAGCCGACGGUGUUCCAAGGGUUGUUCCCGCAGAGCGGCGACGAGUUCGAGGCCUUGCGAGCCGCGGUCGAGCGGCUCGUGUUGAACGACGCGAGCGUGAGCGUCUCGAACGAGACGUCCGUCGCGCUGGGUCCAGGGUUCCGAUGCGGGUUCCUCGGCCUCCUCCACGCGGACGUGUUCCACCAGCGCCUGCGCGAAGAGUUCGACGCGGACGUCGUCGCCACCGCGCCGACGGUGUCCUACCGCGUCCGGUACCCCGAUACCCCGGAGACGUCGUUCGAAGACGUCGCGUCGCCCGCCGCGCUCGACGAGAAGCGACUCCAUCAGUCCGGCGGCCGCGGCGGCGCGAAGGGAGUGAUCGAGGAGCCCAUGGUGGACGCGACGAUCAUAUGCCCCGCGGACGCGGUCGGGAAGGUUGUCGAGCUGUGCGUCGACCGCCGAGGAAGCCAGUUGGAACACGCGCAGCUCGGCGUCGACAGAGUCAUGUUGCGGUACCGGCUGCCGAGCGCGGAGAUCGCGGUGGACUUCUCCGACGAGCUCAAGAGCCGGACGUCCGGGUACGCGACGUUCGAUUACGACGACGCGGGAUACGAACCGUCGGACAUCGUGCGCUUAGACAUCCUCGUGAACGGCGAGGCGGUGGACGCGUUGUCGUCGUUGACGCACCGAGACAAGGCGGCGCGACGCGGGCGCGACAUGUGCGCGCGGCUGAAGGAGGCGCUGCCGCGGCAGUUAUUCGAGGUGGCGGUGCAAGCGGCGGUGUCCGGGAAAGUCGUCGCCAGGGAGACGGUGAGCGCGAUGCGAAAGAACGUCACCGCGAAGUGCUACGGCGGGGACAUCUCGCGGAAGAAGAAGCUGCUGUCGAGGCAGAAGGAGGGGAAGAAGCGCAUGAAACGCAUCGGGAACGUGGACAUCCCGAACGAGGCGUUCGCGGGGCUGUUGAGCACGCAAAGCGCGCAACGGCGAAAAUGA